AUGAUGAUGCAAAACAACGGAAAGUGUUGUUUUUCUUUGAAAAGGAGCACUUUGAGAGCAGGCAACUCUCACGUGAACAACAACGCGCUUCGUUUUUGUCGUCGCCGUCAAAAUCAUCGUCAUCAUCAUCCUCCGACGGGGAGGACUUUGAGGAGGACUCUUAGUGCUUCUUCUUCUUCUGUACCUCCUCCUGAAUACGCUCGAAAUGUAAACGCGGAAGAAGUGCAGAGAAACGAAAACGAAUAUGUGUUAAACACGUACGGACGAGGGAAAUCUCGCGUCAUCACGCACGGGAAAGGCGUUUUGUGUUUCGAUUCCGAAGGGAACGAGUAUUUAGACUUUACCGCCGGCAUCGCGGUGAACUGUUUAGGCCACGCGGACGAGAAAUUGGCAAAAGUUAUCGCGGAACAGGCGAAGACGUUACUGCACACGAGCAAUUUGUACCACACGGAACCGCAAGCGUCGUUGGCGAAAAAGUUGGUGGAGACGUCGUUCGCGGAGAAGGCGUUCUUUUGCAACUCGGGGACGGAAGCGAACGAGGCGUGCGUGAAGUUCGCGAGGAAGUAUCACUACGAGAAGUUUCGAAAGAUGUCGAGAUCUGACCAGGAGUUUUAUAAGAAACCGGCGACGGAGACGGUCUCGUUUAAAAACGGGUUUCACGGACGAACCAUGGGUGCAUUGGCGUUGACGUGGAAAGAGCAAUAUAGAAAACCGUUCGAGCCGUUGAUGCCGGGGAACGCGUUCGCGACGUACGGCGAUUUGAAAUCCGCCGCGAAAGUUAUAAAGAGAGGGAAAACGGCGGUCGUUUUCGUGGAACCAGCGCAAGGUGAAGGCGGGAUUUUUCCAGCCGAUGCGGAAUUUUUGAAAGGGUUGAGAAAGUUAUGCGACGAGAACGAUUGUUUGUUGGCGUACGACGAGGUGCAAUGCGGGUUAGGGAGAACCGGGUAUUUGUGGGCGCACCAAAAGAUCGGGAAAGAGUGCGAGCCAGACUUGUUAUCGGCAGCGAAGCCGUUAGCGAACGGGUUACCGAUUGGGUGCGUUUUGAUGAAGCAGAAAGUCGCGGACGCCAUGCAACCGGGCGAUCACGGGAGCACAUUCGCCGGAGGACCUUUGGUGUGUCGAGCGGCGUUGCACGUCUUCGAUCGCGUGCAGGAACCUGGAUUUUUAGACAACGUGAAAACGAACGGAGAAUAUUUAAAGGAUACAUUAGCGGAAGGAUUGAAAGGACAUCCGAUGUUCAAAGAGGUGCGAGGUACUGGUUUACUCGUUGGCGUACAGUUUACCGAUAUGGCGGCUCCUUUGGUGAAAGCGUGCGGCGAGAACGGGUUGUUAGUCAUCACCGCUGGCAAAGGCGACGUGUUGAGAUUAGUGCCGCCGUUAGUCGUGACGAAAGAACAGAUAGAUAAAGCCGUCGAGAUUAUCUGCGAACAAGCGUUGAAAGUGAUGGUUUAG
Molecule: messenger RNA, 1452 nt
Organism: Bathycoccus prasinos
Lineage: Eukaryota; Viridiplantae; Chlorophyta; Mamiellophyceae; Mamiellales; Bathycoccaceae
Exons: 1
Coding region: 1-1452 (483 amino acids)
Biological process (GO): arginine metabolic process
Cellular component (GO): chloroplast stroma
Molecular function (GO): transaminase activity; pyridoxal phosphate binding; identical protein binding
Source: RefSeq, a predicted model, not a curated record